This is a messenger RNA of Pyricularia pennisetigena, 270 nucleotides long. RefSeq lists its product as uncharacterized. The record is from RefSeq and is a predicted model, not a curated record. The transcript has a single exon. NCBI's taxonomy places the organism in Eukaryota, Fungi, Ascomycota, Sordariomycetes, Magnaporthales, Pyriculariaceae. Bases 1 to 270 code for a protein of 89 amino acids.
AUGAACACAAGACACUCUACGAUAUGCACAGCCAGGCUUUCAAUCCCAUUAUCGAAUCGCAUCAACUUUAAUAAAUUAGAAAAAGAAGCAAAUUCAAGCGUCAUCCGACAUGGCUGGUGGCAUGUUGAUAUCAUCCCCCCUCGAAUCUCCAAGAAAAAACACCCCCGCGCACUAUUCCGUAUACCACCAACCUGGGCCAAGCCGGGUGCUACAGCCAGGCUCGAAACGGCUUUCAGCGCCGAAGCCGGUCUGCUUGGCGAAGGGACCUAG